This is a messenger RNA of Cavia porcellus (domestic guinea pig), 2088 nucleotides long. RefSeq names its product spermatogenesis associated 7 (gene Spata7). The coding region runs from base 164 to 1930 and encodes 588 amino acids. Gene Ontology annotation, cellular component: ciliary basal body; rod photoreceptor outer segment; axoneme. NCBI's taxonomy places the organism in Eukaryota, Metazoa, Chordata, Mammalia, Rodentia, Caviidae. The transcript has 12 exons. The record is from RefSeq and is a predicted model, not a curated record. Gene Ontology annotation, biological process: microtubule cytoskeleton organization; photoreceptor cell maintenance; protein localization to photoreceptor outer segment.
CUUGGAAACGACCCUUAGCAACCGACCUGGUGAACGUCUCCCGGCAGCCGCGGCUGCACACCGCCUCCUCUUUUUUCCAACCUACCACCAGGGGUGGGCCAGGCCUGGGGAAGGACCGAAGGGGACCCGCUGUGUCCCCGAGUUGGCAGCAAGAGGACUGAGCAUGGAUGGCACCCGGAGAGUCAGAGCAAGCCCUGUCCUUCCCAGAUGUAGUCCACCAUGCCUGUUUAAAGGGCACUUGAGCACCAAAAGUAACGCUUUUUGCACUGACUCCUCUUCUCUCAGACUAACCACUCUCCAGCUGAUCAAGAAUCACAUGGCUGUUCACUAUAAUAAAAUCCUUUCAGCCAAAGCUGCUGUAGACUGCUCAAUUCCAGUAAGCAUGAGUGCCAGCAUCAAAUAUGCAGACCAACAACGGAGAGAAAAACUCAAAAAAGAAUUAGAACGAUGCGAAAAAGAGUUUAAAUUAAAUAAAACUUCAAUUCAGGCUAAUUCUAAAAAACGUUUGAAGUCAAUUUUUAACACUCUCCAAAAGCCUGCAGGGGAACCGCAGAACCAGGGCAUGUUGAUAGAAGAAAUGAAUGGAUUCCCAUCCUUCACGAAGGCACUCCUGCCUUCUUCGGAGACACAGCUAAGGCUACGGAAAUCUGACAGAGUCCCCAUGAAUGGCGCUUCACAGAAUGGCAGUUCCUCCCCUUCCAGCGUGGACUGUAUAACCUCUGAUCCCCGAAACCUGGGCCCUGGAGCCGUGCAUGGCAGGAGGCCCAGAAGUGCAUUCCCAAGUUCCCACCGGUUUCAGGUAGUCAUCUCAAAAGCACCCAGUGGGGAUCUUUUAGAAAAACAUGCUGACUUCUUUUCUAACAAGCAAUUGCCAUUCACUCCACGCACUUUAAAAACAGAAGCAAAAUCUUUCCUGUCACAGUAUCGAUAUUAUACCCCUGCCAAAAGAAGAAAGGAUAUUACAGAUCCACAGAUAGAAGGUGAAACCCAGACUGAAUUAAGCAGUUGUCAUUCUGAUUUGGGAACAUCUGAGAUUAAGAAAUUGACAGAUUCAGAGGUCAACACAGAGCAGGCAUCUAAUUAUAUGACAUAUGGGACCAAAGAAAAAUUAACCCCUUUGUCCUUACAAGGACAUGACUUGACAUGGGAUGAAAUCAAAGACAGCGCUCCGCGGCCUUCCUCACAAAGAACAGUAUGUCAGUAUUCUGCACAGCGUCCUUGGGAGAAUAAAAUCUCCAAUGAAGAAGAGCUGUUGUAUUUGAGCUUCAUUGAAGACAUAACAAACGAAAUUUUGAAACUUGGUUUAUUUUCCAGCAGGUUUUUAGACCGACUAUUCGAGCGACAUGUAAAAGAAAAUAAACAUCGUUUGAAAGAGGAAAAAAUGCGCCACCUGCUGCAUGGCCUGAAAAUAGACUUAGGCUGCAUAUCGGAGGAAAACUCAGUAAAGCCAAAGGAUUUCAAGAUGUUGAACUCAUUUGAGUUUGAAAGGGUCAUGAAUUCAGAGCCGAGUGGCCUUAGAAACGAACAGGACAUAGCACUUCAACAGGAGCACCAGCAGUACCAAAAUGCUCUGAAUAUGUUGUUGUGUGCACCAAAGAAUGAAAACGAGAUGCCUUCUUCACACGGUGAAUUUGUCCUGCCUCUCUGUAAAUCCCAGUACUCACCCGGAGUUAUAGUUCAGCAGGUAAACGAGGAAGCAAACCUUGACCCUUCAACGUGGGAUGAAAACACUUCAGGUAUUUCAGACAGCUUGAGAGACCACGAAACUUCUGUGAACGUCAUCGAAGAUGACAGUGACACUGAGAAGGCUGAGACGGCAAGUGAGUGGAGCUGUCAGGGCACUUUACUGUCCCGGUCUGUUCAGUCUUACGGUGAUAAUAAUCAUGACAAGGAAUUACCAAGGCUUAAAAUCAUGGAAAUGAGCAUUUAAGAUGACUGCCCUUGGAUACUCGAUCAUCAUUAAUAAAGAGCCCACCUGGCCAAGUAACUCAAUAUCACUUUUCUCCAUUUUUUAAUUUUCCAUAGUAAAAUUUCUAUACUAAUUUUCUAGGCUGCAUAAUAAAUUGAGAUAAACUUGGCGAUGUAAAA